CCUUACGGCAUCGGCUAUUUAGCCACUACGAAAAAUCGAUUCUCCUUUCUCUUUGUUGGGGUGUUGACCCAUAAUUAGCAACGUUGCCGUUGUUGUUAGUUUUCUAUUAGAUUUCAUUUUUAUGCAGCUUUCCAAAUUCCAACAGUAACCUCUAAUUGCAAUGUUUGUGUUACGAAUGAAUAAAAUCAGAUGUAAUUACACGUAAUUAAUGCAAAUGAGAAGAUUGCAGUCAAUCAGUGGCAUAGUUACUUAAUAAAAGUCAGACAUUUAUAACAUUUUUUAGUUACCAAUGCAACCAUUAUAUAUAUUUUUAAUUGCCCUCGCAACACUGUUACCGUUAAACUGUCAAAGUCAAAAUAAAGUUUUAGAUUUUACAAAAUUUUCAAGAAAAAUACUGUUAAUAAUUAUAGUGUUCGUAAUAUAAAGAACCAAGAAAAACCACGGUUAACCUAACCUUGUCGUUUACGGCGGCAAGUUUGAAAUGUCAGAACGCAAAAACAAGUUCGAUCAAAAGCAAUUAUUUAACUAUUUGGCAAAAGAUUUUCACGAUUUAGUAAGUAACAAACAGGCCCUUCGUGCAGCUAUAGACAUUUUUUUCAACAAUUUAAUAGAUGAAUUAACAUUAGGCAUUAUAUUCGACUUGCACAGAAAAUACAAAACAAACGCUUAUUCGUUGGACGUAGACGAAACUUCAGAAGACGCAGAAGCUGGUGACGUUGAAAUUUUCUCUCUACCCAAUGUUAAGAAGAAUCAAGAGUGCGUUUGUCCGAAUCCGACAUGUAAUCGUACAGUGGGUCCUGUGAGAUUUGCAAAACAUUUAGAACAAUGCAUGGGCAUGGGAAGGACUCCGAGAAAUGCAUCUAGAAGAGCCGUGUGUACUAGUAAAGACGGUGUAAGUUAUGGGGGUGUGACUAGUGAUGAUGACGAUGAUGUCGACUGGAACUCGGGUGGACAACGAAAGAAGAAAAAAGACAAAAAUGGUAGUAAAAAGAAAGGAGGAACGCCCAAGAAAAAUAACGAGAUCCCUCCAGAAAUAAUAGAUUCGUUGAACGUCGACAUAGAAGGUGAAGACGAAGAACUGACCAACCUCAGGGAUAUUUUGCGUCUGCAAGACCAUUCGAAUAGCACAUCACCGGCCGAUUCGGCUUCCAGCUCAGGAUCCAGUAAAAAGAAAGACAAAUCGAAAAACAAGAAAGGAAGCAAGAGGGAGAAGCGAUCACCUAGUCCCAGUUCGGCAUUAGUUUAGAUUAAUUUAUUUUUAUAAUGUUACGGCUAUUUAAAAAAAAAUGCUUUUUAUCGUGAUUCUGUUUAGAUCUCUUUUUAUAUAUUGAUGUAUUAUUAUUAUUAAAAUCAUAUUUUUCAUGUAAAUUAAUUUAAUAAAGAAAAUAUUAU
This is a messenger RNA of Psylliodes chrysocephalus, 1392 nucleotides long. The record is from the annotation of a GenBank genome assembly. NCBI's taxonomy places the organism in Eukaryota, Metazoa, Arthropoda, Insecta, Coleoptera, Chrysomelidae.